Molecule: messenger RNA, 2832 nt
Organism: Mytilus trossulus (common blue mussel)
Lineage: Eukaryota; Metazoa; Mollusca; Bivalvia; Mytilida; Mytilidae
Exons: 9
Coding region: 37-1620 (527 amino acids)
Cellular component (GO): membrane
Source: RefSeq, a predicted model, not a curated record
UCUUCCUGGUUGAUACUCUAUAUACUUGUUGUCAAGAUGUUUAAAAUACGGAUAUAUAUUGUUUUUGAAAUGUUAGUUUUCGCCAAAGCCAACGAAGUGUUACAGGUUACUUUAUGUGAAAAUUAUGGACAAAGAAACGAAAGCGUUACCUGUCCGGAAAACAGAACAAUAAGUUUGAAGUCGAUAGUCUACGGUGAAUCAAGGUGUAAAGAUUCCGAUAACAACCUUGUAUGUCACUCAACUCUAAAUGCUUACUUCGAGAACCAUUGUGCUGGACUAAACAAUUGCACUCUUCCAAACGACAUUUUGUCCAAUAAUAGUUGCCAGAAACCUUCAAGACAUUUAAAAGUAACCUUUGAGUGUUAUAGAGACCACUGGUUAGCUUUUUGGCGUCGGGAUAAACGGUAUACUAUUGAUACCUGUUCGAAAACUUUAUUGAAAGUAAAGUGUCCUUCAAAAUACCACAUGCAUAUUAAAUAUGUCGAGUCAUUUCGUGGGGAAACUGAUUGUCAUAAUAAGGAUACUAGCUGUGCAAAAGGUAUUCUUAAUGGACUAUGCAAUGAUAAACAAAAGUGUUUGCCGGAUACUACGAAAACCUCCUGCCUAGUUCACGAAAGAUUCGCUAGUAUUUACUUCGUAUGCAAAGGACAAAUGGAUCCACUAGUUACAGAGACCUUAACAAGCUCAUCAUCAGUUGAAACAACUACUAUCGAUGCUGCAAGUGCUACUACUAAAACCUCAGAUGACAACCUGCCUGUAUUUAGAACUGAUUUUGAUCACCGGGUAGAAAUAUAUUACCCUUCGCGCAAUCUAACACUGUCCCUUUGUAGUGUUGGGUGGGAUGAUUUUGCUGCUGAGGUACUCUGUAAAUCCUUGAACAGAACUUGGAUAGGUAAUGCUUCAUCCGUUGACAAAUUGUUAGAUAUACAAACUCUUCCGUAUUCCCUGCAUUGUAGUGGACUUGAAUCUAGUUUGUCAGCAUGCAACUUUACAGAGGAUGACAACGGUUGUAAUACAACUACAGUAGCUGGUGCCACAUGCUGUCAAGGUACCGGCAUUCCGGGGGAAUGUGUUCUGAAUCCUUCUUCUAAGAAACUGGCCUCAGUAAAAUCUGGAUUUCAAACCAUUGCAGUUGCUGUAGGGGUACCGGCUAGUAUAAUUGGUAUGGUCUGCAUUAUCGUUGCCAUCGUGCUCAUAAGACGAAGAUGUACACGUGAAAAUUCGGAUAAAAAAUUCUCAAACUUCAUGAGUAAUGCAACAGAUGAGAACUACUUAGGUCAGCAAGAUAUAGCACUCCCUCAGUAUCCAACCAACAACAAGGUAUUGUACAGCCAGGUUCAGAAGCGCGACACAGACACGACAAAGAACGAAGACGGACAGGAUUGUAGUCAUCCAUCCAAAGACAUAGAAUCCCCGUAUGCCCUAUCUGAAGAAGGGGUAUAUGACAAGACAGAUGAUAGAAGGCAUAUUGUUAAUGAUACAGACAUGUAUAGCCGAACUGUCGAUACAGUGUAUGAUUCUGCUGAACAACACAUUAAAGAAGAGAGAAAAGAGGAAACCUAUGAUCAUUUUUUCGGUGAGAAAACGGAAGAUAAUUAUGAUCAAACGACAAAAACAUAAAUUGAAAUACUUAGAACUGCGAUAUUUCAAGAAUCUCUUCCGCCAAUCAUUGCGUUUAUAUACAGUGCAAAAGAUCCAAAAUAUGAAAGUAGUGGCAGUAGAAGGGUUAAAUACAUAAACUUGUCUGUCGGGUAUAGACAAAAAAUAGUGACCAAAAAUAUGACUCGGAAGAAAAUUUAAACAAUGCGUUAAAUGGAUUGUACAUUUUAGCUUUUAGAAGCGGUUGGUGCAUGUAUACAUUUGUAGAUAGUUAUUUUAUUGUCAGUUCGUCUUUCCAAUGUUUGUGUCGGUUGCUUUUACUGUUUUGUCUAUCUUUAUACAUAUCCAUUUGACGUGGCUCGGUAUUUAUACAUCCCGUCAUUAGGCUAUGGUAAAUUUUGGUAUUUUUGUCUUUCAUUUUUGCUAUUGCGCUUUGUUAAUAUGCCUUUUUAUUUAUCUUUCUUUACACAUUUGCUUGCUUUUAUAGUGAUUAAGAUUAUAACGAAAUUUUGACUGUUUUAUCCCUGUUUUUGACAUUUUUACCUAAUAUGUCUGUUUGUUUUGUUCAAUAUAAUGGUCAGGAAUAUUAUGCGACUGCCUUACAAGUGAGAGGUUUGGCUUACUAAAAUGUAUAAAACCAGGUUAAAUCCACCACCGUUUUCUAAAUAACUUUGACUGUUGUUAUUCAUUCGUUUGAUGUGUUGGGGCUUUUCAAUUUGACAUUUGCUUAUGGACUUUCCGUCUAGCUUUUUCCUCGGAGUGCAGUAAAUUUGUAACUUUACUUUUGAAUCAAUAGAUAAAUUGUGACACAGAAACCUAAUCACAUCAUGUACAUUUUGGCUUUUAUUUCAUUUUUACAUCCAAAUGAUUGUUGAUGUAUAAUAUGGCUUUACGCUGGCUUUGUCAUAUUUGGCCAUUAGAGUAAUUACUUGAUAUGCCGUUCUUAUUCACUCUUCUACCAAAUUCAAUGAAUCUGCUUAUUCACCAUUUCAAGAAAUUGCGUACCAGUCUCCUUGGUUACCUUUAACUGGAUCCUAUAUGAGGGUUUUGCCUUCUCAAAUCACUGACUUAAGGGGGGGUUGGUAAACUGGCAUGAACAACUGCUUUCCUUGUAGAUCUCUUGUUUCGGGAAAUCACGUGUAUAUUACUUUUCGUUCAGUAUCGAUGAUAAUUAUAAAACGAUUUCUGUGUUGUCACUUAAUGCACUAAUUGUGGUUGAUAUUAUUUAAUAUU